AUGGCGCUGGCACACCUUGUUUGGAUCACUUCGCUGGUUCUCGGCAAAGCGGAAAAUGAUAUUUUGCUUCUUCAACGGCCAGGCCUUUUGCUGGAGAGGACAGCGCACGAGCAUGAUUUGGCGGGGAGAUCUGUGUACCUCAUCAUGACGGAUCGCUUCUCUCGGGACAAUGACCAGCCCUGCGAAGGUGACAAUUGGUGCAACGGUACUCUGAAAGGUAUCACUGCACAUUUGGACUACAUAGAUGGAAUGGGUUGGGACUGUAUUUGGGUCACUCCGGUGGUGCGCAAUGUCUAUGGUCCAGACCAGGGCGAGAGUGGCUAUGGCUACCAUGGGUAUUGGGCCCAAGACUUCUAUGAGAUUGACCCGAGUUUCGGCAGCAAGGAGGACUUGAAGGAGCUAGUGAGCGAAACGCAUCGGCGAGGCAUGUGCUUCAUAUUAGAUGUCGUGCUGAAUCAUGUCGGUCCGGUUCACUCUUUGAAAGAGCUGAGUCGGAUUAAGCCUUUUAACGAUCCGGGCUUCUUCAAUUUGCUGAAUAUCAGCGGCAUGACGUUCGACGAUUAUGCCACGAAAGCUGCAAACUGGCCUUAUCCGGUGCAGGCGUUGGGCCCCGGGGCAGCGUGUUGGUUGGAUUACACCGAAGACGGGAUACCAGAUGGUACCAACAACGGAACCUACUGCAACAACUAUCUGACAAACAACUAUUCAUUUGAAAACUACCUCCAAGAUCGAGCACAUGGGCCAGCAUACCUCAAGUAUUGUGGCACUGGAGACUACAUUUGUCCAGGCUACAAUGAGACGGUGGUGCUCAACGGCUGGUUCUACGACCUUCCGGACCUGAAUCACUCCGUGCCCUUCGUGCGCCACUUCUUGAAGGAGUGGGUCCUGCACAUGGUCAAAGAGUUUCACGUGGACGGCCUUCGCCUAGACACGGCCUCAUACAUUCCCCCGGACUUUCUGGCAGAGGUGCAGGACAUGCUGCUGCAUCUUGCCCGGCCAGUGCCGAUCUUCGGCGAGGUCACUGCUGUGAACCUGUCCUACCAUGCCUCUUUCCAGUCCAGGGAUGGUCGUGGAAUCCUUGCAGGCCUGUCAAACUUCCCCUUGACCUACUCCGCCAUACCAGGUUAUUGCGGGUGGCCCAAUGCCAUCCUUUCGCCCAUCGCACAGUUUGACCUGACCUACUUGGCCAGUGCCACCCAAGAGCAGAGCUCCAUGCUCUAUGCCGACACUGAUUUGCUCAUGAAUAUGAUGGAUAAUCAAGACGAAAUGCCCAUUGCGGGCUUGUACCACACCUCAGCAGGUCCUUUCUCACCCGGAGAAGGAGGCUGCCAGGAUGACCGCAGCUUGCUUCUGAACGCUUGGGCCUGGCUCAUGUUUGCCAAGGGUAUGCCAGUGGUUACCUGGGGUGACGAGCAGGGCAACCCCUUCUAUCGCAUGUCGCUGUGGCAGCAUGGCUGGAAGACUGACACUUGGCAAUACAAGCUGCUGAGACGCAUGAACCACAUCCGGGCUCGGAGACAGCUGGGCAGGACGGCCGCCAAAGUACAACAUGGGAGCAAACGCCUCUUUGUGUUUCAGCGCGGCGAGCCCAACAGCAUCGCUGGUGUUUGGGUUUUCACAAACAAUUUGCCUAGUGGAAGCGAGGUGGUGUAUCCUGUUGCACCGCCGCCCGCCCCUCCCGGCAUGCACUGGCAAGACAUUCUCUUUGGGCAGCUCUUUGACAUAUCUGAAGGCCGCGUCGCCGCUGGCAGCAGGCCGCUUGUUCUAGCCCUUAGCACCGAGCAUGUCUCCAGCUGA
Effrenium voratum is the source of this 1797-nucleotide messenger RNA. NCBI's taxonomy places the organism in Eukaryota, Dinophyceae, Suessiales, Symbiodiniaceae. The record is from the annotation of a GenBank genome assembly.